Messenger RNA from Clunio marinus, 497 nucleotides. NCBI's taxonomy places the organism in Eukaryota, Metazoa, Arthropoda, Insecta, Diptera, Chironomidae. The record is from the annotation of a GenBank genome assembly.
GAGCAGACCAAAUUCAGUUUGUUUGUAAACAUCAAAAAAAUUUGUCAAUCUAUUAUCUAAUUAAUUCGAUAAAAAUUAUUAAUAAAUGACAUUACAUUACGAUUUAAAUGCUAUGGUUAACAAAAAUCAAAUUGAUAAUUCCAAUGAACGUGAUAGAAGUGAAAAAUAUCGCUAUUUAAUUAAAAUAUUAGAGAAACGUUGUGAACAAAUGUCGAAGUCAAAUGAGAAGAUCGCGGCGAGAUCUUUGACAGUAAAAAAACUAAUCAAAAAACGAAGCAAAGAUGUUGAGCUGCUAAAAUCAAGACUUGAUAGCUACAAUGACAAUUGGAGAAGUUAAUCGUUCAGCAUCGUCAUCAUCAAUUUAGUUCUCUCUUCUAUUUAAUUAAUUAAAUCGGUUUGUCUCGUAUGAAUAAAAUAAAUUGUGUCACAAUUAAAAACUGCAAAUUGUUUCAAUAAAAUAAAAAUCAAAGCGAAUUGUUCAAGGUCAAAUCUAAUAA